Molecule: messenger RNA, 2745 nt
Organism: Dufourea novaeangliae
Lineage: Eukaryota; Metazoa; Arthropoda; Insecta; Hymenoptera; Halictidae
Product: pyruvate dehydrogenase phosphatase regulatory subunit, mitochondrial-like
Exons: 11
Coding region: 1-2745 (914 amino acids)
Cellular component (GO): mitochondrion; mitochondrial matrix; cytoplasm
Molecular function (GO): protein binding; oxidoreductase activity
Source: RefSeq, a predicted model, not a curated record
AUGCUAAGAUACACGUGCUCGAAAUGCGUUUACGUGUCAUUCUUGAAAAAAACAACAUUAAUAGAAGCUAGCAGAAAUUAUUCCCACAAUAUAACCUAUAAUAAUGGAAUUCUCACACCUGAGCAACUCAACAAAAAUGAGAACUGCAGAGACUUUAACAGAUACUCGAAUUUUUCACCCCAAAAAACAAUAUUACCUUCACAAUCACAAGUUAUUAUUGCGGGUGCAGGGACAGUUGCCAAUUCUGUUGCCUAUCAUCUUGUUGUUAAUGGAUGGAAUGAUGUACUUGUUGUGGAACAAGACAGGAUUGGAAGUGGAACAUCCCAUUUUGGAUCGGGCACCCUUGGUCUUUUUAAACCCAUAUCUCACAGAAAUCUAAUCUCCUAUAGUAUUAAGUUAUAUCAGCAAUUACAAGAAAUGGGAUAUGAUAUUGGAUUAAAACAAUGUGGUAGCAUAAACUUAGCCCAAACCAAAGAUAGAAUGAUAGCUUUAAAACGUAGAAUGGCUUAUAAUGUACCUACAGGAUUACAUUGUGAAAUUUUAGGUAAAAAACAACUGAAGAGAUUACAUCCGUAUCUUAAUACAGAGGAUAUUGAAGGUGCAGUUUGGGUACCUGAGGAUACAGUAGCUAAUCCCAGUGCAGUUUGUGAAGUCCUAGCUAAACUAGCAAAAACUGGAGGAGCAAAGUAUAUUGAGAAUUGCAAAAUAGAAGAAGUGAACACUGAAAAUGGAGCUGUGAAGAGUGUAAAAACUGAAUAUGGUGUAGUCUUCUGUGAAUACUUUGUUAACUGUGCAGGAAUGUGGGCACGUGAAUUGGGAUUGCGAUGUAACCCACCAGUCAAAAUCCCAGCAUAUCCUGCAGAACAUUUUUAUGCAAUUGCUUCUUCCUUUUCACCUAAUUCAAGUAUAACUUUACCAUGCAUAAGAGACUUUGAUUCAUAUUCAUAUAUGAGGGAAUGGCAAGGAAGCUUAUUAGUUGGAUGGUUCGAACCUGAAUCAAAACCUGCAUUUGAAUAUGGUACCGUCCCAACACAAAACUGGAAAAAUUAUCUUCAGAAUAAUCGUUCUCAUUGGAAACCUUUGUGGGAUAAAGUUGUACAUAGAUUACCAAUUUUGAAAAACAUACAGCCGAAUGUAUACAACUGCCCUGAUAACUUUACACCGGACGGUAGAUGGAUAUUAGGAGAAAGUCCAGAAGUAAAGAAUUACUAUGUUGCUGUAGGCAUGAAUGGAAAUUCUCUACAAGGAGCAGGAGGUAUAGGUAAAGAAGUGGCCGAGUGCCUCAUAAACGGCGAAUCUACACAAGAAAUACUUCCCUUUGGCGUGCAAAGAUUUCUUGAUUUGCAUAGCAAUAAACAGUAUUUACAGCAAAGAACAAGAGAAGUAGUGGGUAGAAAUUAUGCAAUUUUAUAUCCUCAUCAAUGCGAGUAUAAAUAUGCUCGGAAAUUGCGUUGUUCCCCUUUGUACUCUGUUCUUGAAGAGAGGGGUGCUAUUUUUGGAGUGAAGAUGGCCUACGAGCGUCCGCUGUACUUUGAUUCUACUUAUAGGAGAGGACAAAAGAAGCCAGUAAUGCCGCCGGGUAGUUUCUACAAACCCAAGUUCUUUGAUUUUAUGAAAGAAGAAUUUCUAGCAUGCCAAGAAGGAGUAGGAAUCAUAGAUAUGAGUUCAUUUUCGAAAAUUGAAAUUAAAUCUAGUCGUUGGGAAGUCGUAGAAUAUCUUCAACAGUUGUGUUCUAACGAUGCAAAUAUACCAGUUGGUGGUAUAGUGCAUACGGGAAUGCAAAAUGAACGAGGUGGAUAUGAAAACGAUUGUAUUUUAGUAAGACAGUCAGAAAACAGUUACUUCAUGGUUUCACCUACAUCACAACAAACGCGUAUUUAUCAAUGGAUGUCUAGACAUUUACCAACGGAUCACUCGGUCGGCCUCAAUGAUGUAACUUCAAAAUAUACGGUAAUCAAUUUAGUAGGUCCUAAAGCAACAGGAUUACUAUCAGAACUUUCGAAUUCUAACAUUAAUUUAUCCCCCUUCACAUACAAGACUGCCAACGUAGCGUAUGCCUCCGAUGUUAUGAUAAUGUCAUUCACAAAUACUGGUGAAUCUGGUUAUUGUUUGUAUAUACCUUCAGAGUAUGCGCUUCACGUGUACGCGACUUUAAUGGAAGUAGGCAAAGAUUACGGAGUACGCGAUGUAGGUGUACUCACGCAGCGUUUUAUGCGAAUAGAAAGGUUUAUUCCCUUUUGGGCCGAAGAACUGACACCGUUCAUUACUCCGUACGAAGCUGGAAGCGGAUACAGUGUAAAAUUAAAUAAAGAAUACUUCAUUGGAAAAUUUGCCUUACAAUAUCAGAAAAAGCAAGGCGUGACAAAACGAUUGGUAUUAUUCGUUGUUAAUGAACUGGAUAUAAAUAAAGAUGUGUGGCCCUGGGGUGGUGAACCUAUUUAUCGAAACAAUGAAUUUGUAGGAACUGUUACAUCAGCUGGGUAUGGUUUUGCAACAGAAAAACACAUUUGUCUUGGUUUUAUUAGUUUACCUGGACCAAGACAUACGCAAUCGAAUAUGAAUAUUGUUACAACAGAUUUUAUAAUGAAUCCUACAACACGUUAUGAAAUCGAUAUCGCUGGUACAAGAUUUCCUAUUAAACCUCAUAUUUAUCCUUUACCGAUACCAAUACUGGGUACUAAAUUAAACAAGAAGUAUAUUCCUACACCUAUUAUAGCAUACGAAAAUGACGUAUCACGAUAUUAA